Molecule: messenger RNA, 1491 nt
Organism: Oryzias latipes (Japanese medaka)
Lineage: Eukaryota; Metazoa; Chordata; Actinopteri; Beloniformes; Adrianichthyidae
Gene: rhbdd1
Product: rhomboid domain containing 1
Cellular component (GO): membrane
Molecular function (GO): serine-type endopeptidase activity
Source: RefSeq, a predicted model, not a curated record
UCUGUUAUUGUCACGUGACAACCCGGGACGCUCCUCCUCGUGGCCUCGCGGCCGUCCGAAGUGAUGAAACGCCCUGAAAUCAACUGCUGACGUCUCCUAAAGACGUCCGGUACCGGCAGUCCCGUUACUUGGUGAGAGCAGAGAACCCCCGGAGAGAUUUUCCCGCUGAUUUACCGGAUUUAACGGUGAACUCGCGGCGGCGUUAGCAUUAGCUUAGCAUAGCUGGAGACGAGGAAGCUGGAACUGAAGACAAAGUAACUUUUAUCAUCGCUAUUUUUCUUUACAAAAUUCCUGGUGUAAACGUUGUGACUCUGUGGCUCCCCCCUGUGGACAGAAUGCGAGGCAGAGAUAGAAGGUCCCACCUGGGGCUGCUGCUCCUGGCCUCCCAGGUGUUCCAGGUGGGCCUGGACAGGAUCCCCCCUGUCACGCUGGCCGUCAUGGCCCUCAACGUGUACCUUUAUCUGUUCCCCGCGGCCCCCCUCAUGAAGACCUGCAUCAGCGUUCAUCAAGCCUACCGGUAUAAGGACUGGCGUCGACUCCUGCUGUCCCCCGUGCACCACGCCGAUGACCUCCACCUUUACUUCAACAUGGUGUCUUUCCUGUGGAAGGGGGUCCGGCUGGAGCGGCGGCUGGGCGGGGCGUGGUUCCUCUACCUGCUGUCCGUCUUCUCUCUGCUCACCGGAUGCGUUUAUCUGGUGCUGGAGGGCUUGCUGACGGAGCUGACCCAGGAUCAGUCUUACAGUGCAGCGUGCGCCGUUGGAUUCUCAGGCGUCCUGUUUGCUCUGAAGGUGCUCAAUAACCAUUACCACCCCGGAGGAGUGACCUACGUCAUGGGCAUCCCCGUCUCCAACCGCUACGUCAGCUGGGUGGAGCUUGUGCUGAUCCACAUCACUUCCCCCGGAACCUCUUUUGUUGGUCACCUGGCAGGAAUUUUGGUGGGUCUGCUGUACACGGCGGGACCGCUGAAGACCCUCAUGAAGAAAUGCGCAGAGUUCGUGAGCUGGACUGGACAAAGGUCCCGGGCCGGCCCGACCUUCAGCGGCUCAGGUUCCAGCGGCUUCGGAGGAGGACACUCUGGAAACUUCCAGCCCCCGCCGCCCUACACGGCAUCCUACACAGGAGGGCUGACGGAGGAGGAGCAGCUGGAGGCGGCGAUCAGGAACAGUCUGAACGACAGAGGACAAAACUACCAGAGAGGAGCGCCGCCACCGUACGGCUUCAACCUGCCCAGUGAGCCGACUGCUGACGAGUUGCGGUGGAGGAGGCUGAGGAGGUUCGACAGCUGAGGAACAGCUUCAGGAGGACAGACUGAAGUUUGAGGAGGUCCAGCAGAGCUUUACAGACUUGUGUUUUAAAAGCCUCCUAGAGGAUGACAUCACCAGCUCUUAUUGUGAAAGGAUCCUCAGACCGGCAGCGUGUUGGAACCAGCAGCCGCAGGGUCCUGCUGCUCCAGAGGAACUCUGAAAUAAAUGUGAUGACCUGACGUGAAGA